Molecule: messenger RNA, 2407 nt
Organism: Hermetia illucens (black soldier fly)
Lineage: Eukaryota; Metazoa; Arthropoda; Insecta; Diptera; Stratiomyidae
Gene: Sec10
Product: exocyst complex component 5
Exons: 8
Coding region: 146-2287 (713 amino acids)
Biological process (GO): Golgi to plasma membrane transport; exocytosis
Cellular component (GO): cytoplasm; exocyst
Source: RefSeq, a predicted model, not a curated record
UUUGUUAUUACGAGUUUGACAGCGAUUUGUUGAUUAAAAUUUACAUUGGGUUUUUUCGUUGAUAAGGUGGUUCUCAAAAACUACAAUAAAAAGGAAACUUAUCGAGCUGCUUUCAGAUUCCGAAUAACACAUCAACUGUCUCAAAAUGAUGUCCCAAUACAUGGAGGAGCUGGAACAAGAUCCCUUCGACGUUGCGGAGUUUAUAGAGCGAUUGACUUGGCGGACGAACAACGAAAUCGGUUCCGACCAAUUUGACCCUGACGUCCUGCAUGAGACUUUCGUGCAAACGAUUAAAGACCUCAAAUUGCUGCAAGAGAAACAGCAGAAAAAGUGCGAAAGGCUGGAGGAGGCGUUGAAGGAAGAGCAAAAGGUUUUUGCCGGUCACGUCGAUAAAUUGCAGGAAAGACAUCAAAUCUCAGUCGAAUGGUUUCGUCAAUUAGAUGAAAAAAUCAAUUCAGUAGCUGGAAAAGUAAUACAUCUUGGCGAACAACUAGAAAACGUGAAUACACCUCGCAGUAGAACGGUCGAAGCUCAGCGUCUCCUCAAUCACGUAUCUGAAUUUCUUCGUCCUGGGCCCAUUGUCAAUGAUAUUUUCACAGACAAAUCCCGUCUUUUCGAAGCUGCAGAUAUCAUUCAGAAGUUGUAUCUAAUUGCGCAAGAUCUUCCAUCUGAAAAAUUUGGUGAAGCGAAACGUAAAAUUGACGCUAAAUACGAUGAGAUCGAACGAGGACUUAUCGAAGAGUUUGCUGCUGCGCAGAAAACCGAGGACAUUGAAAAAAUGAAGAAAAUUGCAACGAUAUUAUCACAGUUCAAAGGCUACUCACAAUGCAUUGAUGCAUAUAUUGAGCAAAGUCAAAUGAUCCCGUACGGUGGAAAAGACAUUUUCGUAGGAAUUGUCCCUAUGUGUCGCCAUCACUAUGAAAUAAUCAAAAAAGUUUUCGCAAGUCCAAAUCAAGUCAUGGCGAAAUUCAUUUUAAAUAUUUACCAGUUGAAACUCAAUCAAUUCGCGCAAACAAAACUGGACGAUAAGAAAGAUGACGAUAAAUAUCUCCGAACGCUUUAUGAAAUGUAUUCCAGGACGCUGAAAUUAUCAUCCGAACUCCAAGAAUUCAUGGUGAAUAGUGACGAUGAUUUGCUUUCAAAACUAACUGCAAAUAUUUUCGCCAAGGACCUUACUACAUACAUUGAGGUAGAAGUGCGUUGUUUGAAUGCAAAAUGCAGUACUGAAUUAAAAAAGUACUAUGAAAGCAAAAAGCACCAGAAGAAACAAACAGAAAGAUUCCAAGAACUCAGGCGUGAUAUGCAGCUACUCAUUGGAACCAGAGCAAACAUAAAUAUUGCGCAAAUCGAGGAUUAUGGUGGCGAGACAUUCCUGUCUGAGGAACUGGCUAUAAAUCUGCUACAGGAAGCAAAGGCAUCGUUCAAACGUUGUCGACUACUUUCAAAAGAAGACCAACUUGCAACGAACAUGAUAAAACUAGCCGACAUAUUGUUAAGAUAUUUAAUGCAUGAACAUGUUAACUAUGCCCUUGAUUUGGGGUUGCAAGCAAUUCCAAUAGCGGAAAGUAAAACGGCCCCACUGAUCUAUUUUUUCGAUGUAGUUCAGAAGAGUAACACAAUCGUACAUUUACUGGAAAAGCUUUACAACGCUAGUAUUAUUCCGGCGGUCAUGAAUACUCCAAAGUACGCGGAGUGCUUACAGAAAAAACGCUACAUGAUGGAGCAUAUAGAAAACAAGCUAGAUACGGGUCUGGAUCGAUCUAUAGGCGCAGUGAUUGGAUGGGCAAAAGCAUAUUUGCAGGUGGAGCAAAAGAAAACCGAUUUCAAACCAGACACCGAUGUAGACACGGUUCCUUCAGCGGCUUGCUUGACCGUUGUUCAAACCAUUCAGCCAAUUAUUGACCAAAUUAAGAAAUGCGUUGAUGGGGAAAACGUACAAGCUACAUUGACGGAGUUCGGUACACGACUUCACCGAGUGAUCUACGAGCAUUUGCAGCAAAUGCAGUUCAACACGGCCGGCGCUAUGUGUGCUAUUUGCGACGUGAAUGAGUACCGAAAAUGUAUCAGGUCGUUAAAUAGCCCAUUGGCUACACAACUUUUCGAUAUUCUACACGCUCUCUGCAAUCUGUUGUUAGUUAAGCCGAAAAAUCUACAGGAAGUGUGUACUGGGGAGACAUUGAACUACUUGGAUAAAUCCGUUGUAUUGAAUUUCAUUCAGUUGCGGGAGGAUUAUAAGACGUUGAAGAUUUCAAACACCCUUAAAGGGAUAACUGAACAAAGGCUUUAAGUCAUUCAAACAUCCUAAAAGGGACAGCAUAAUAUUGGUUUUAAGUUAUAUGCAAGUAAAAUAUGUUUAUAUAAUAUGUUAUAAAACAACUGCUAGAAAAUAUACUAAUAUACAAACCUA